Molecule: messenger RNA, 732 nt
Organism: Marasmius oreades (fairy-ring Marasmius)
Lineage: Eukaryota; Fungi; Basidiomycota; Agaricomycetes; Agaricales; Marasmiaceae
Exons: 2
Coding region: 1-732 (243 amino acids)
Source: RefSeq, a predicted model, not a curated record
AUGUCGAACAUCAUCGAGUUCUAUGAUAUCGCCUCCAAAACCGAUGGAACUUUUUCUCCCAAUACAUACAAGACCAGGUACCUGCUUCAUUACAAAGGUCUUCCCUACAAACGUAUUUCCGUUCAGUUCCCUGAUAUCAAGGGUGUUUGCGAGAAGAUUGGUGCCACAGCUACCGCUAAAAACCCUGACGGGUCACCUCUGUACACAUUCCCGGUCAUUCGAGACCUCGCCACAGGCGUCGUCAUCUCCGACUCUCUCCCCAUCGCCGAAUACCUCGAGAAGCAGUAUCCCGACAAACCCACUUUGAUCCCUGCUGGUACAACAGGGCUGCAUAGGGCACAUGAUGCUGCAUUCAAGGCGAAAUUGGCGAAUUUCUUCCCGUUGUUAUUGCCUAAGGUUCCAAAUAUCCUGAACGAAGCCAGCAUGGAAUUUUUUAUACGUACGAGGAAGGAGAGGCUCGGCGUUACGCCAGCUGAGAUGUCUCCGAAGGACCCUGUUGACCAAUGGAAGAGGGUGGAAGCUGAUCUCGAGGUCGUUGCCGGGUGGUAUAACGAAGGCGAUCAGUUCAUUGGAGGAAAGAAGCCGGUUUACGCUGAUUUUGUGAUCGCGAGUUGGAUCAUGUUCGCUAGGGUCUUGUAUGGUGCAGAUUCCCCUGAGUGGAAGAACCUUAGCGGAACUUUCCAAGGUGGCCGAUGGGGGAGAUUGUUAGAGAGCUUGAAGGAAUAUGAAUGA